AUGGUCGGCUUCGAGGUCUCCACCCAAGAUUACAAAAAGCUCAAAAAGCUUCCCGCGGCCCAGCGGCGCGCCAAGAUCGCGAAAUGGGCCAUCGGCGGCGCCGCCGGCGUCGCCGUCGUCGCCGGGGUGACGCUGGCCCUCACGUUCGGCAGCCUCGCCAGCAGCGUCGCCAACACGCCCGUCGGGGACGCGAUGACAUCGGUUGGGGGUGCUGACAUGGACUCGAUGAUGCAGCUGUUCAACAACGGCGGGGGCGACUGCUGCGGCGGGGACUGCCCCGCGGAGUGCCACGGCUGCGCGGUGUGCUGA
Monoraphidium neglectum is the source of this 309-nucleotide messenger RNA. RefSeq lists its product as hypothetical. The transcript has a single exon. The record is from RefSeq and is a predicted model, not a curated record. Lineage: Eukaryota; Viridiplantae; Chlorophyta; Chlorophyceae; Sphaeropleales; Selenastraceae. Bases 1 to 309 code for a protein of 102 amino acids.